Molecule: messenger RNA, 2170 nt
Organism: Onychostruthus taczanowskii (white-rumped snowfinch)
Lineage: Eukaryota; Metazoa; Chordata; Aves; Passeriformes; Passeridae
Gene: CHRNB2
Product: cholinergic receptor nicotinic beta 2 subunit
Exons: 5
Coding region: 123-2069 (648 amino acids)
Biological process (GO): chemical synaptic transmission; nervous system process; regulation of membrane potential
Cellular component (GO): postsynaptic membrane; synapse; neuron projection
Molecular function (GO): acetylcholine-gated monoatomic cation-selective channel activity; transmembrane signaling receptor activity
Source: RefSeq, a predicted model, not a curated record
CGCCCGGCCAGAACCGCGGACAGCGCCGGGUGCCGGUGGCGGCGCCGGGCCGCCCCCAUGGCGCUGCUCCGCGUCCUCUGCCUUCUCGCUGCCCUCAGACGUAAGUGCCGGGGCUGUGGGGGAUGGCACCGGCACAGGCGGGGAGGGGACCGGACCGGACCGGGCCGGGCCCGGGGGCUGCGCCUGUUGCACAGGACGGGUCCGGAGUGGGGCCGGUACCGGCCGUUCCGCGGUGCCGGUGCCACCGGCGCUCCCCGAGCGCCCCGGGGCUGUGCGGCCGCCGCGGGCUCGGGCUCCCCGAGGCGGUGCCCGGGGUGGGCAGGAACCGACAGGAACGGGGAGGGGGUGUCACGAACGGGCAGGAAUGGCGGGGAGGGCGGAGAGGAACCCCCAGCGCUGUCCAGCCGCUCGCCCCCACUCACGGAGCCCCUGAGCCCGCCCGUUCGCCCCCGGCCCUCCCCGCUCCGUGCCCGGCUGUGACACCCACACCCCACCAGCAUGCGCCCCAUCGUUCCUGCUCUUGGGCUGCCAGGCACAGAGCCCCAGACCGGGUACAGGCUCUGUCCCGGGGGGGCCCCGGACCCUCGUGGGGGGCCCUGCCUGCCGCCAUGGGGCUCAGGCUCGGCCGUGCCCCAGGGAGCCUGGGCACAGACACGGAGGAGCGGCUGGUUGAGUACCUGCUGGACCCUGCACGCUACAACAAGCUGAUCCGGCCGGCGACCAAUGGCUCGGAGCUGGUGACCGUGCAGCUGAUGGUGUCGCUGGCGCAGCUCAUCAGCGUGCAUGAGCGGGAGCAGAUCAUGACCACGAAUGUCUGGCUGACCCAGGAGUGGGAGGACUAUCGCCUCACGUGGAAGCCUGAGGACUUUGACAACAUGAAGAAGGUCCGCUUGCCCUCCAAGCACAUCUGGCUGCCUGAUGUGGUGCUCUACAACAACGCCGAUGGGAUGUACGAGGUUUCCUUUUACUCCAACGCGGUGAUCUCCUACGAUGGCAGCAUCUUCUGGCUGCCACCUGCCAUCUACAAGAGCGCGUGCAAGAUCGAGGUGAAGCACUUCCCCUUUGACCAGCAGAACUGCACCAUGAAGUUCCGUUCCUGGACCUACGACCGCACCGAGAUUGACCUGGUGCUGAAGAGCGAGGUGGCCAGCCUGGAUGACUUCACACCCAGCGGCGAGUGGGACAUCGUGGCGCUGCCGGGGCGGCGCAACGAGAACCCCGAUGACUCCACCUACGUGGACAUCACGUAUGACUUCAUCAUUCGGCGUAAGCCGCUCUUCUACACCAUCAACCUCAUCAUCCCCUGCAUCCUCAUUACCUCCCUGGCCAUCCUUGUGUUUUAUCUCCCAUCUGACUGUGGCGAGAAGAUGACACUCUGCAUCUCUGUCCUGCUCGCCCUCACCGUCUUCCUCCUGCUCAUCUCCAAGAUCGUGCCACCCACCUCACUGGACGUGCCACUGGUGGGCAAGUAUCUAAUGUUCACCAUGGUGCUGGUGACCUUCUCCAUCGUCACCAGCGUCUGUGUCCUCAAUGUGCACCACCGCUCGCCCACCACGCACACCAUGCCGCCCUGGGUCCGCACCCUCUUCCUCCACAAGCUCCCGGCGCUGCUCUUCAUGAAGCAGCCGCGGCAGAGCUGCGCCCGCCAGCGCCUGCGCCAGCGCCGGCACACGCAGGAACGCGCUGCUGCCGCCACUCUCUUCGUGCAGGCCGGUGCCCACACCUGCACCUGCUACGCCAACCCUGGCGCUGCCAAGGCCGAGGGGCUCAACGGCUACCGGGAGCGGCAGGGGCAGGCGCCGGGCCCCGCAGCGGGCUGCAGCUGUGGGCUGGAGGAGGCGGUGGACGGCGUGCGCUUCAUCGCCGACCACAUGCGCAGCGAGGACGACGAUCAGAGCGUGAGCGAGGACUGGAAGUACGUGGCCAUGGUCAUCGACCGCCUCUUCCUAUGGAUCUUCGUCUUCGUCUGUGUCUUUGGCACCAUUGGCAUGUUCCUGCAGCCCCUCUUCCAGAACUACACCACCAACUCCCUGCUGCAGCUUGGCCAGGGCACCCCCACCUCCAAAUAGCAUGGGGAAUGGCCAGUCCCAGGGCCGGAGAGCUGGGUACUGGGCUCAGGCAGCCCCUGCAAACCAAUAAAUACUUCCACAGGACCGGGCUGGUUCCAUCU